This is a messenger RNA of Canis lupus familiaris (dog), 1883 nucleotides long. It is a transcript of the gene DUSP28, whose product is annotated as dual specificity phosphatase 28. NCBI's taxonomy places the organism in Eukaryota, Metazoa, Chordata, Mammalia, Carnivora, Canidae. The record is from RefSeq and is a predicted model, not a curated record. Gene Ontology annotation, cellular component: cytoplasm. Gene Ontology annotation, biological process: protein dephosphorylation. The transcript has 2 exons. Bases 1 to 561 code for a protein of 186 amino acids. Gene Ontology annotation, molecular function: protein tyrosine/serine/threonine phosphatase activity.
AUGCGCCCGGGACCCGCCGGCCGCGACCUCCCCGGGGCCGCCUCGCCCGCGCCGCCGCCGUUCGCGCGCGUCGCCCCGUCCCUCUUCCUGGGGAGCGCGCGCGCCGCCGCCUCCCCGGCCCUGCUGGCGCGCGCGGGGGUCACCCUGUGCGUCAACGUCUCGCGCCUGCAGCCCGGCCCGGCCGCGCCCGGUGUGGCCGAGCUGCGCGUGCCCGUGCUCGACGACCCGGCCGAGGACCUGCUGGCGCACCUGGAGCCCACCUGCGCCGCCAUGGAGGCCGCGGUGCGCGCGGGCGGCGCCUGCCUGGUCUACUGCAAGAACGGCCGCAGCCGCUCGGCCGCCGUCUGCACCGCCUACCUCAUGCGGCACCGCGGCCUCAGCCUGGCGCGGGCCUUCCAGGCGGUGAAGAGCGCCCGUCCGGUGGCCGAGCCCAACCCGGGUUUCUGGUCUCAGCUGCAGCAGUACGAGGCGACCCUGCAGUCCCUGCCCCAGCCGUCGCCGACCGGGGAGCCCUUGGGACAGGGCUCCCGAACCGGAGAUGAGCCCCAGAGUGAGCCCUAGACCUUCACCCCUCGCGGAGGACCCCACCCGAGCAGGGCGCAUGGAGCUGGAGGUAGUUGCAGCGCUGACUGGAGGGGGUUUUCUGCUUCUUUACUGUUGCACAGUUUUCAUUUUCUGCUUCUUCCGGACAUGCAGCUCGAGUAGUUCUGUCUCCAUGGAUGGACUGCAGGAGUGUGUCCCCCGAGGGCACUGGAAGCAUCCCUUCCCUGGUCAGGUUUACCAGACAGGCCUUGGUCAGGAAAAUCAAAACCAUUUGAGGACUUUUAGGCAGGAAAGUAUUCAAUCCGGAGAGCAAGGCCAGGGAGCCAGGAGAUGGGGACGUCCCGGAGACCCACCCCGCCCCAUCCUGGCUGCCUGCCUCCUGCUCCAGCCAUCGGGCUUUCCCCAAACCUCACAGUGGUCCCUUCUAGAGUCGGGCCUGGGACCCAGACUUGUAACUACUGCAACACACAGGCCAGGAUGUGAGGCUGCCUCAUGCCAGCCUGGCAUGGGUGCCCUUGGGGCUCUCCACGCCUGUGCCUUGCUGCCCUCCCAGUCUCAACAACAGCACCCACCCCGGCUUAGCAUCCUGCAGCCCCGGUCAUGUCAGAGAUGCACCGGCCCCUGUAUGUCUGAGCGUGUUGAUUCCUCUCCUGGUCCAGACACCCCUCCCCUGCAUCCUACGGCCUAGAGACUGUACUAGAUUCAUCAGCAUCAACACCCCUUAAACAAGGUAGCAGAAGGGGAAAAAAGAGAAACUGGGUUAUACUGUGAAUUACAGGUAGUACAGCCCCUGGUUAAUAGGUACUGCUCUAUACAUAACAGGGCAAUUAAUAAAAUAUCAUAAUUAGUGCUUAAUAUUUCCCGUUCUUUCCAGCCAGCACCUCGCUGAGCCUGGCCUUUCCUGGUGAGGUGACCUGAGCCACCUCCUAAAGGGCCCUGAGCAGCCCUGUGGCCUCCAGCUCCUCCACCUCCUCUCAGCCCCACUGAUCGGCAGCCACGCCCCGGGGCUCCUUGAAAGUCAGGAUCACUCACUGCACCCAGCACAGCAGCCCCGACUUGCCUGUUGCCUUAGCGGCCCGAGGGGCCCAACAUGGUCAGGGUGUCUCAGCCUGCCGUCCAGGGGAACACGCGUGUCCCCGGUAGAAGCAUCUUACCUGGGAACCGAACCUCUGAUCCAGUGGCCCCUGGGUGGCUCAGCGGUUGAGCAUCCACCCUCAUCCCAGGGCGUGACCCCAGGGCCUGGGAUCAAGUCCCGCUUCGGGCUCCCUGCAUGGGGCCUGCUUCUCCCUCUGCCUGGAUCUCUGCCUCUCUCUAUGCUUCUCAUGAAUAAAUAAAUAAAA